CAAGUCUUAUCCAUAGAACGUCGGCUUACAUGCAGUUUACGUCCUACGUGAGUUUAGCGAUAUAAUCUGUGCCUUGUCAACAAAACUACACACUAAGCAAAGAAUUGAAUUGAAUAGAACGACGGCUUGGAAUAGAAAAAUAUAAAAAAAAUCACAGUUUUUUCAGAUGUAUAGGACGUGAUAAAGAUCCAAGAUGUGAUCAGUGGCUAGAAUUUGAACCUUAACCAAAUAAAUUGGGUUCAGACCAGCGAAAGAACUGAUUAUGGAAUCCGCAUCAUAUAAUCCUUUGCUAAAAGUAAGUGAUGAGGAAAUAGCAAAGAUACGCCAAGAUUACAAUUUAGACACAAACAAGAUCAAGGAAAAUUUAGAUGCAAUCGAAGAAUGGUGUGAGAAACAGAAUCACUUACGGGAAGCUGUCCAAUAUCUUGGUCGUGAUGUCAUGGAACGUAUACAUAUUUUAGCAAAAGGUUCUGUUGAAGGUACUAAAAUUAAAAUUGAUAAAAUAUUAACGACGCGGGGCUUGAUACCAGAAAUAAUGCUUAAUAAGUCGUUAGAUGAAUUUAAAAAAUUUCAAGAUAAUAUAAUUUUUAUAACGCUGCCAAAUUUAAGUCCGACUUGUCAUUCGAGAAUAUUCGUGUCACAGAUAAUAAAUCCAAAUAUAGAUGAUUUCAAUUUCUUAACCUACUUAAGAUAUUGUUUUAUGAUCGGAGAAUACAGAUUACAUUUUGAAUAUAGUAUGUCUGACAGAUUCAUCGUGGACUUGAAAUAUAUUAAUAUGAAUAUUAUAACAAAAAUUAAUCCAAUACUUUUGAAGAAAGGAGAAACCUUAUGCACGGAAGCUUAUGGAACGAAAAUUAAAGGAAUUCAUUUUGUACAUGCUCCGCCAUAUGUGGAUAAAAUUAUAAAUCUAUUAAAACAAGUUCUUAAAGAAAAAAUAUCAAGCAGAGUCUACGUUCACAGUUCAUAUGAGGAUCUGCACAAGGCAAUACCUAAAGAAAUACUUCCAAAGGAAUACGGCGGUGAUUCUACAAGCUGUGCUAAAUUAUCUGAACAGUGGAAGGAAUAUUUAAAAACGGAACAAGCGAGAAAAAUUUUGGACAUUUCUAAUAAAUUGAUCAGUGACGAAUCAAAGCGAUGCUCUAUUAAAUUCAAUGAAGAAUAUUUAGGAAUGCCAGGAACAUUUAGAAGACUAAAUGUAGAUUAAAGUGAGAGAAUAUCAAUUAAAUGUUAAGAAAAUAUUAAAUGUACAUCUUAGGUUUAAAAAACGAAUUCACUGAGUGAAAAAAGACUUUUGCAAAGAAAAGAAGGAAACCAAAAUGCGUCCAAACACGUUUUUUGCACAAAGUAGGUUGGUGUAUUGCCAAAUGGGCCACUUUUUUGUCAUUUGUCUAUUGUGCCUGUAGUAACGCUGAUUGUAUUGAACUGACUUUACCGAGUAACGCUGGUUGGUGGUAGAAUAUAUUAUGAGAUAGGGGUAUUCACUCUGGGUUUUACACGAAGUACUGCUACCAUGUAAAAAGUUAUGGUUUUUCUUAAUUAUUUCAACGCGUUCAGAGCGAAUGUAAUGAUACCAAGAUAAUAAUAUGGUAUUUUGAGUUAGUCAUGACGCAUUUUGGCCGCUUUAAUGUUCCAUAAACAUCGAGUAGAAAACUGCUAUCUCUAAUACCAGCUAUAUCUACCACGAGUAUGUUUAGAACAAUAGCAGUAAGAUUCGGCUAUUUUUUUUAAUAAGAUAUGUGUAACUACGAUCGCUGUCUGGACAAACGUAUCACGAAAAAAUUGUUAUAUUUUUAUGAUGCCAUUUGGCAUCAUAAACACUUUUCUCGUUACAUAAAUGCAUUCAUUCUUUGAGCGUUACGGUAUAUCGUUGCAACGUCAUUAGAAGAGUUCUAUUAAAUAAAGUCGAGGAGGAGAUCUGUGAUAGAAAUUGAAAAGAGCCGAGGUGAUGGGAUGGGUAUCAUUUCCUAAUGUAACUUGCAACGUGCCAAUAAACAGUUAUUCAUCUGUUGUAAUUA
Messenger RNA from Nymphalis io (European peacock), 2015 nucleotides. Its product is annotated as alpha-tocopherol transfer protein-like. Lineage: Eukaryota; Metazoa; Arthropoda; Insecta; Lepidoptera; Nymphalidae. Gene Ontology annotation, cellular component: membrane. The record is from RefSeq and is a predicted model, not a curated record. The transcript has 8 exons. Gene Ontology annotation, molecular function: phosphatidylinositol bisphosphate binding. The coding region runs from base 263 to 1204 and encodes 313 amino acids.